AUGCGAACCGAGCGAACAAUAGGAACAAGGGGAAAGGAAAACUCCCGAACGGAGGUAAGUAAACUCACGGCAACAGCAGAGAUGAAAGGACGGACAGCCGACCGGAGCAGAGCCCCAGCAACGACUGCGGAGGAGACGAAAACGUCGGGGGAAACGGCAGGUCAGGCAAGGAGAACCGCAAGGGAAGCAAAAGGUGGCCGGAAACAUGUGAGUUGCUAA
Messenger RNA from Pelobates cultripes (western spadefoot toad), 219 nucleotides. Lineage: Eukaryota; Metazoa; Chordata; Amphibia; Anura; Pelobatidae. The record is from the annotation of a GenBank genome assembly.